Molecule: messenger RNA, 815 nt
Organism: Owenia fusiformis
Lineage: Eukaryota; Metazoa; Annelida; Polychaeta; Sabellida; Oweniidae
Source: the annotation of a GenBank genome assembly
CCGCCAUAUUGGAAUUGACGAAAAAGUUGAAAUGACAGAAUUUAUAGUAUUUCCACAUUUUCAAGGUGGACUGACACAUGAAAAAGCCAUGAUAGCUUAACUAUAAACUCAGGGCUCAUAAAAACACCUCAAAUUAAGAUACAUUGAAGAAUUAAUUACGAUCUCAAGAGACAAUACGGAUAAAUCAUAUCACGCCUAAUGAUACCAAGAAUUUGUGUGAAGAAACAUUUGUCAUAUGACUGUCUUAAGCAAGAUUAAGUUGAAUUCAAGUACAUGAAUCAAAAAACUCAUAAUUUAGAUUUAAGACUCUGAGCAUUGAUCCGAUAUGGCCAAAGAAGAGAUUAUAGCACAAUCCAGUUCUGUCAUUUUAAGUUACGAACAAGGUAUUAUUUCUGCGAACAUCAAGCAAGAGAUUGAUGAGUCUCAUUAUUGUAUCAAUUCAGAAAUGAAUUCCAUGAAUGGAAAUGUGUAUGCAAACGAACAUGUAAGAACUUCACAGGCCAUCAAACAAGAGAUAGAAACCUAUAGCAGCACAGAUAAUAUACCAAUAGAAGAUGUUGGUGUGUUAACAAAGUAUAAUGAUGACAUUGUAAAAGAGGAAGUUGCAGCACCAUCCAACAGUGUUCCAUUAGAUGAGAAACAGACUUUUGAUCAAGGGGAAGAAGUUAAAAUGAUGAUCAAGAUUUCAAAGACAAUAUGAGAAGCCAUUUAAAUGUCAACAUUGUGAAAAAUGUUUCAAUCAGUCUUCUAAUUUGAUACGUCACGAAAGAAUUCAUACAGGUGAGAAGCCUUAUAAAUGUCAACAUUGUGGAAAA